Galleria mellonella (greater wax moth) is the source of this 10183-nucleotide messenger RNA. RefSeq names its product transmembrane protein 18 (gene Tmem18). The record is from RefSeq and is a predicted model, not a curated record. The transcript has 4 exons. Lineage: Eukaryota; Metazoa; Arthropoda; Insecta; Lepidoptera; Pyralidae. Gene Ontology annotation, cellular component: nuclear membrane. Bases 162 to 605 code for a protein of 147 amino acids.
UAUAGGUAUUUAUUUAUGUGUUUUUUCAAAGCGGCUGUCUUAGCUAUUCAUUCUUAUUUCAUUCAUUUUGUAGUCUUAUAAAAAUUUUGGCCUAAACAAUAAACUUAUAAUUACACUACAUUAUUGUAUAAUAAUUUGAUAAGUAUCAAGUUUUAUAGAAUAUGGAAGGAUUUAUUGAAGUAAAUGAAAUAUCUGAUUUUAUUUCCUACAUCCGUAGCAUUGAGUGGCGUGAUCCGUGGCUAAUUGCUUUGUUGUCAUUCCAUGUUCUAAUUACUGUCACGUGUUUUUCAACCAGAAAUUAUGGCAACUUUCAAGUGAUUCUCUUCAUCAUACUAUUACUCCUGGUAUAUUUUUCGGAAAGCAUAAACGAAGUGGCAGCCAGGAAUUGGGCACUAUUUUCCAGACAACAGUAUUUUGAUAGUAAAGGACUAUUCAUAUCAGUCGUGUUCUCCAUUCCUAUACUGUUAAACUGCAUGAUAAUGGUGGGAUCGUGGCUCUACCAAUCAACACAGAUAAUGACAAAUUUGAAGAAAGCCCAGCUAAGACAGCGUUUGAAAGAGAUGAACAUGAAUAGAGAACAACUCCAGCAUUUGAAGUCCCAGUGAACAGUGAUGUAAGAGUCAAUUAAUAUUAUAGAUAAAGAUUGUGACACGGAAAUAUUUUUGCUAUGGGAUGCGGUGUGGCGAACGUUUUAGUCUAAUGUUACCAAAUUCAGUGAUAAAACCUGUGUUACUGAUAUAUGUGUGUAAUUAUUGAAUGGACAGUCAUAGGGGACGGGCGCACGUGUAGUGUCUUAGUUCGUCAUUCUUGCCGAAUAUUAUUCCUAUAUUUUAUGCAAAUUCGACAUCGAGGUAAAUAUUACGCAUCGCAUUAUAUAAACACGACUAGGAUUCUAAUAUUUAACUCUUCAAUAGGGUGCCUACGCAUAACAAAAUCGUAUUUUUUUUAAUUAAUUAUAAUAAUCCUUUUAAUUAUAUAAAUAGACAUAAUUAUAGCUAGAACAUUGUUAUGAAAGAAUCAAUUGUAUUUUAUCAUCAUUCAAACCAUUCAUUGUCCACUACUGGACAUAGGCCAGUUUAUUACAUGUUUAAUACAUUUUCUGUUGCAGUAAAAGGUUUCACUCCUAUUUCAUGCUAUACUUUAUCAUAUUAUCAAUUUAUUAAUCACAGUGUAUUGCUUUGUAUGUCAUACUAAUCUUUGUGUGCAGUUUUAUUUGUGUAGGUACUAUACAAUUUGUGACGUGAUCAAAAUCCUUGUAGGUUUCAGUGAAAAUUUCACUUUUCUCCGUUUUUCUUCAUAAUAUUUUGUGUCCUUACUUCCACUAAUCAACACAUUCAGUGUCGUACUUGCAAUUUGUGAUAGACAACUAGAUAACGCCCAUUUAGGAAUAUAAAUUGCACGUCUUUAUUAAUGAUCCAUAAAAUAUAAUUAGAAGUAGAUGAAAAAAUGACAGAUUCAUUUAAAAAUAGGCUGCAAUGCAACAUUGUUUACUUGCUCGCAAAUUGUUUCUUGAAAUCUCAUUUUUCUUAUUUAUUUUUUCUACUCUAUAUGACUCUAUUUCAUACGUUUCGGAUUUCGGGAGCCGGUGUUAAAACGUCUUUUCGUUUAGGCUGCAGGGCCGAUGCCGGAUGCUGUCGAUAAUUCUCAUAAAUAUCUGCUUACUUUACAGUUGGGUAAAAACUUACAAGGGAAUAUUGUUAUAGGAGCUAAGACUAUAACGUUAGCGUUUGUACUGAUAGAAACGCUUAUCUAGUUACUUGUCUACAGACACCGGUCUUGGCGUUCUAGAUGGCAUUUCCAGAUGUUUCGAGAACAGGGUAACUUAGUUUGUGAACCAGACGAUUUGUUUAGUGAGUGUUAGAAAUUUAUUAUGGACGUUGAUUUUUUAAAAGUUAAUUUUUAAAGUAAUACGGGAGUGUAAUAUAUACGUAUAUAUGUAAGUCGUUCAAUCUAUUUUGACUUUAUCAUGUUGAAGGACUUGCAACUUAAUGACGACUACAUUAAUGUUUUUUUCAAAGGUCAACAAAAUAUUCUUGACAUUUCACAUUAAAAUUAACAUGAGUAAACGCAACUUAAUUUUUGUGUUUUUUUUUUUUUUAAUUAAUGUUGAAUAAUGUUAAUGCGGCAAUAAUAUGAUCAGCUAUAAUAUAAAGUUAUGUGAUCACAAUAUGAUCGAUUAUCUAUCUAUUCGAAGCAGAAAUAUUUAUUAAUCUAUAAUUUCAAUAUUUCUUCAAUACUAAUAGUGGGUAGUAGGAAAAAGCAGUAACGGUAUGCUCGGUUCAGUGUAUGUUCUUUUAUUAGGUUAGACAAAUGAAAAUGUUUUAUUUUAUUAAUUUGUCAUAUAGACAACUACUUUUAACAUGUGCAAUAAACUCUAAUAUUAUUCCACUGUAAUUUUUUGCAUUUUAUAUAUUUAUUACUUAAUCUAAAAUUAUUUAAUGGCUAAAAGUGUUCGUUGUAUUUGAAUUCGAAUUAUGAAUCGUGUGACAAAGAAAGGGGACUUAAAAAUAAGCUAAAGGGUUAAAACACAUCAUCUUGCUACGAUACGAUAUAAAUAUGGUGUCAUUAAGUGUAUAUAAAAGAAGUUGUGUCCCGCAACUUCGCUCAUGGUCGCGUCGUGAUGUUGAAUAGUUUUCCAAAAUUCUAAAGAUUAAUGCACACAUAUUGCCCCUGGUAUUGCAGACGUUCAUAGGCUACGAUAACCGCUUACCAUCAAGUGGGCCGUAUGCUUGUAUAUACUUUCUUAUAUACUAUAAUAUUUUCGCUAUAGCAGCGUUUAUCAAUAUGCACCAGAUGACGUCUUUGUACAGAUUUUUUGUACCUCUGUUCUACUUUCAGCCGAUAUGCAGCUGUAUUGACACGACUAUGUUUCAGUUUGUAUUAUGAAAUAUUGCAGUGAAAUUACCAGGGCCUUAUACCUUAGGAAUCACUAUAGACGUAUAUUCUUGUAUAUCUAUAGAGUUGUGGAGACGUUUGGUCUAUAGAUGUACCUAGAAUUAAAUUAUAAAGAGUAAAUUGAAUUAGAUUUGGUGUUGCCAAUUUUAUUAAAAUUAUUUUACUUUAUUGAAAAUUUAUAUAACUUGAUACAAGAGCCGUAUCCGGCACUAUAAAUAGUAAACAUAAGAUAACGUGUCGUGUUUAUAUAUCUGUCUACAGUUCGAGGCAACGUUGAUGUGUUUUCGCCCUUAAAUAGUCUCAUUUUAAUUAUUUUUAAGUUUGUUAGUAAUUAUACAUGCAUUUGGAUUUAAAAGGUUAAUAUUUACGACUAAAACUACUUACGAUUAUUAGAAGUGCAGUUUACUAUAUAUUCAUAGAUAAAAAAUGCAAAAAGGGAGACUGUACAAAAGUCGAUUGCUUGGGUACCUCUGUUCCAUUCGUGUUUCAACCGUGAAGCAGCUGUGUUUGCAUGGCUGUGUUUCGGUUUGAAGGGUGGGAUAUGGCGUGAAUUUACUGGGUACAGAGGAAUAACAACUGAGUCCUCAAGAAUGGCAACGCAUGGGGGUUAUCAUGGGCGAAAGAGUAUACUCUGUUAUGUCCAUGGUACAGCUCAUGUCUAUAGGCGUCGGUUACCACUAUCUAUCAGGUGGGCCGUCAGCUUGUUUGCCAUUCUAAGUUAUAUAAAAAAAAGUAUAACGUAAUUAUGGUUAAUUUUACUAAAUGUAUAUUUUCAAAAUUCAACAUAACUUACCCAAUAUAAAAGUACGUUAAUAUUGUAACAAUAAACACACUGUAGAUACUCUGAAUAAAUAAAUAUAUAACUUUCCAGCUAAGUGUCUAGCUAAUGAAAUUAAUUACAACCUUCAUACAAAAAUUGGGCAAUUAAACAUGGAAGAGGCCUAAGGAUUAAUGUUCACGUAAAGUAUUCGCAUAUAAUAUCCAAAAAUCAGUACUAAAUCAACGAACAUUACUAUGCUAACACGUUUAUCGUCGUUUAACCACUCGUAACUGGCAUUUAUAAAAUACUAUCUUUAAACCGCGACUGUGUCUGCGUGACCACGAUAUGUUUAUUAACCGGAAUAAAAAAUCACCUAUAUCCUUCUCCAUCUCUUAUAGUACGUGUUAAGUAUACACGUAUAUUUUAUAAUGAUUGGUUAAGCCGAAGUUAUAACUUUUUUUUAUGUUACCUAGCGAAAUAAUUUUGCUUCAGUAAAUUCAGAAAUUAUUUUAAAAUCAACUAUUUACAUUUUGGUUUCAUCGUAUUUGGAAAAAAUUUUGAAUAAAUAUUUUAUAAUAAUAUCAACACAUGUUUUACUGAAUUAGGUGUUUGCAGAAGUUCAUAUAAUUGGUUUCUUCAUUAGAUAAAAACUAAACAAAAUAAUUGUAAUCAACUAACCAUCAAUACAUUCGUCUAUUUGCGGUCAAUAUCGUAACAACAAACUAAGUUUUAAAACUUAAGGUAGCUUAGGCUUCUUUUAGGAAUCAAAUAUAAUUUAUAAUGACAACUGAUCCGAUAAUCAUUAUUAUGACAUGCUGUUUGCCAUUUUUGUUUAUGUACCGUAACGCCAAUGAAAAAAAAAAAAAAACAAAUUGUUUGACCGAAAUUGAGUAGGCUGUACUGUUUGUUUUUCUAUUUUCAUGAUUCGUGUGUUUUGUAAUUUUUAAUAGUAAGUAUUACAUACUUAAUCCGAUUUAGAAUAUAGAAAACAUUUUAGUUUUUUUUAUUUAUAUUUUUAUUUCGUUUGACAUAUUUUAAUGUUCGUUAGGGGUGGGUAAUAUAAUAUAAUAUAGCAAUAUCUAUACUUAUUACUUACAAUAUCUAUGUAUUGGUCCCAUAAGGAAUAUACUAAAAGUCUGUUAUCUAAUAUUAUUUUUUGGAUAACAGACUUUUAACAUAUUCGAAAACCGAUAUCCGCUCUAUAUGGGCGAUAUUACAAUGGGUGACGAACUUUUUUCCGCCAUUAUAGAUCCAGAGUAACCUGAUAUAUAGAUAUCGGAUUGGUAUACAUAUUAUCCAUGCUUAAGUUCAUUUAUACUAUUAUGUAUGUUUUGGUCCUAUUCUCUAGUUAACAAAUUUAAGAAAUUUGACUCAGAUUGUUUUAUAUACUUGUCUUUGUGUUCGUUUUUUAUUGUUGAUUAUUAAUUAUUAGUUUAAAUAUGUCAAAUCCUAAAUAGAGGACAUGUAGGUACGUACACACACGAAUAAUAAGCGUAAUGUCCUAUUGCAAUAUUAUUAGGGUUCGUUUUUAAAUUUCAACUACUAGUCCUAUCACUAAUUUUGAUUGUCCAAUUUCAUGUUCUUAUUACGAACGCUUGGUAUUGGCUAUUGAAAAUGGUCUCAUCAUUCUAUCUCGUGUCUAAUCAGAUAUCAGUGACGCUUAUCAAAUAAUCACAUGCGAUAAAUAUAGAUUAGGUACACGACUGUAAAUAAAUCUGCUUUCGUAUAAAUAAAUCAUGUUUUAUAGGUCAUAUAUCUGAUGGUACAUUGUAAAGGUUGCUAAAACACUAUUUGAUAGUUUAUCUAAUAUAUAUUCAUAUUGUUUGCGCCUAACAGGUCGAUACACUUACAACACAACCAGAUAAAAUGUUUUUUUAUCUAUUACAAGGUUAGAAAGAAUCACGCCUUAGUAAAACUUAAAAUGCAUACAGUAUAUGUUAGAUAGAUUAUUUGAGAGUAGGUAUAAAAGGAAUUUUUGAAAUGUCCCUCUUAUAAUUAGAGCGGUAAAUUUUUUUUUUAUAAAAUCAAUAACGAAACAUAGCUUGUAAAAACGCUCUCCAUAUAAAUUCAAUGGAUAUACACGUGAAGAUAAAGUAUCUGAAAAUACUAUAUAUCUGUAGAUAAUAUAUCUUAUUCCCAUACAUAACAUAGUAUCUGCACCUUAAUUGAUGGUCUAUAAUUAUAGCCGUUUUUAUUUAAGUUGUAAUGAAGUAAUUACAUGAAAUAGCAUUGUCAUUCUGUGACCUCUUUUUAUAAAUGAUGAAUAUGUGAUAUAUGGUUGGUGCAAUUGUUACAUAAAUUAACCUAGAAACCGGUUGAAAGUAUAAAAUGUAAUUACGUUGACAUAAUGGAUUUUUCAUUUUCACACUCGUUUGCGUUUUUUAAUAAAUAUUAACAUAUCACGUGAGGCGAUUAUGGUAUGCGUCCGCUGCACAUAUGUAUAGUGUGAAUGGGCGAAUAUUCACAAAGGUCAUUCGCGUGUAAUAUAACAGUUCAAAAACGAACAUUAUAUCAGUAAUGUUAUAUAAUAUCAUCAUGUUACAUGAAUCUAUUCGUUCACAUAUAUGGGUGAGCAUUAACUGCGAUCCAUAUGAAUCCAUCUCCAAAUGGAUCAAUGGGCUAAUUAAAAUCCACACAGAUUUGACGUCAAUUUAUAAUUAUAAUAAUAUAAUAGUAUUUAAUAGUCAUAGUUCAUAGGUAUUGCAAUUAUAUUAAUUAUGUACACUUGCUCGAUUACUCUGAUAAUUGUUACAAUAUAACCUAAUUCGAACACACUUUCAAUUGCCUCAACUUAUACGGCCUUUUGCCCGACGGCGUGGACAAUAUUAGUAAUAUAAUAGACAACAGUUAUCAUAUAAAUUAGUGCCAUAGUUUAAUAAUACGCUGUAGUGUUAUUAUAUCUUUAUCUAUUUAGUCUCGAAAUGUGUAUUAAUUUAAUAAAUUUUAUUUUACUUUUAUAGUACACAAGUGUGACCCUAUGUUUUUCGUUUAUGCUUGAUAAUCAAUUUCUGCGAUGCUGUGAGUUUAUUUAAGAGGGCAUACUUUCUAAAAAUCUCAUCACCGUCGUCGAUUGUUAAUUUUUGUAGUUAUUCAUUUAUUAUUAUCAUUUUAAAUGAGUGAUUCGAACAAUAACAAAAAAUAUCCUAUUUGUAGUUGCCAUAUGGUAACACUUUAAAUGUAAACGUUCCAAAUAGAGUUUAUAAACACAGUUCUAAUAAAAUUAUUGAAUAUUAUUUUAAAUUUUUAUUCUAAGUAAAAUGAUAAUACGUGAUGAAUGUAAAAAAUUGAUAAACAAUCGCGACAUUAUGGUCUUAGUAAAGACCAAUUCUUAGGGUGAGUAUUUACUGCAACCGUGCAAAUGUAAUACAACAAAUAAUUUUACAUGAGCAUUUUUUUUUUUUCACUAUAAUCACAUCUUAACGUAUUCAGAUUUCAUGUAAUGUUCGAUUGCGAUCUGUUACGUUACACGCGAAUGCUUUUAGUGAAUACUCACUCUUAAGUUAUAAAAGCUUUAGUAGAAUUUAAUAAAUGACGACGCUAGUUAAUCUUUUUCCCAGAAAAAUAAACGCUAUUUUGCUUUUUAAAUUUAUUAAUUAUGAUUGUAAUUGUUGUAAAAUAUAUAUGUUUCGUAAUUUGAUAAUUUUUAAUAUUAUGUAUUAGAAAUAAUUUUAGUUUUUUUUUUAAUUCAUAAAUAAAAGGACGUGCCUAAACAAUGGUAAUAAAUUACUACCAUAUAUUGACGUCCAUCGCUUAAGAAUAUUGUUAUCAAUUAAUAUAUAUUUAAGAGAACGCGUUGCUUUUGAGUAACAAAUGGAAGACUGAGUCGUAGUGUGAUUAUGUGGUUACUGGGAGUCAUUAAUUUAAGUUUAAUAUUUGCCUAGUUACUUAAAUACUAUGUAUGUAAUUUGUAUUCUGUGAACCAUUGUAGAAGUCUGCCAACAUUAACGCAACAUUAUAAGACAUUUAUUGGACCACAGCACGUAUUUCUUUCUUAUUUAACUAUCUUACUAAUCAAAUAAUAUAUGGAUACAUUUAUCACAGAAACUAUAUUAAGAUUAAUUAUUAAUAAAAAAAGAAAAUAGUGACGUCGAUUCUGAGGUUACAUUACUUAAACAUAUUUAUUAACUUACAAUUUUAAUUUGAUAGUUUAACAAAGUUAUUGUGGUAUAGCUCAUCUAGAAUUAAAUAUAAAGGAGUUCGACGCAAUAUUACAAAAAAAUUAGUUAUUAAUCAAUUUGCUAUUUUUUUUAUUUUAAUGAUAGAGAAUAAUGCUUCAGAAUCGACUCCAUUGUGCUGGUACACAAUGCUUUCAAGUGGGCUUUCAAUGGAAGUUUUAUCUGAUGCUGAUGGCCAGCUAAUCUCAAAACCUUUUAUUGUUUGUUGGCAUAUUUUGUUUUCUUUAAGUAUAAUUUGUGUAUACAUAACAAAAGAUAUAGCAAUAGCAUAAUCUUAUUUUGUUUAAAUAGGCUCGCAGAUUGAAGACUAAUACGUAUGAUUAUUGAAAAAAUACAAGAGUCUAUGGUUAAUUUUUAUCAUCGAUAAAUGUCAAUGGAUUCUUUUUUUGAGCUUUGGAAAAGGAAAAUUCGGCAAAAAUCUUGGUAUUUAAAUUUACCUAUCAAUGACUAUGAAUGUAUCAGUAGACUCAUGUCCAACUAGGUUAUUAGAUCCCAAUAAAUUAUUAAAUUUAAUAUAAUUUCAAUUGCUAAUAAACGGCGCCUGUGAACAUCUACAUAAUAUUUAUCUAUCUGUGAUAUUUAUCGAAUUCCGGAAAAGAAGACCACUUUUGAAAAUUUUGCCACUAUUCGCAAAUUAAUAUAAUACUGGCCAAGAAAAGCCAGUUUAUUAAAUGCCGACGAUUAAUGAAAAAGUUUUUUUUUUUUUAUUGUUUUUCCUUAUUGGGUAUAUCAACUCGAUCGAAUACUUGACAAAUUUACUAAAAUUGUGGAAAGAAAGUUAAUGAUUUAGAGAAAUUUUAAAAAAAUACUUAAGCUUGACUAAAUGUAGUUAAAAAAAAAAAAAAAACUAAAGAAAUUGGCAUAUUUAUUUAUUACUUCGGAGGCUCGAAAUCUCGGCAAAUACUAAAUAAAUUUACAUUUUGUGUCUAAUUUUAGAUCUAUUUAUUGGUAUUCGGGAUCAAACAUGGACUCAAUUUAUUGAAAAGUAUGCGGAGGUUAAUCAAAAAUGUAUAUUGAAUGGAGGCCAUUCAAAGUUACAAUAUCAUACGUAUGUGUAUGUUGAUGUGCGAACCUCGUAUAAUUAUUACCUACGUUAUCUGUAGAUUAAUUGGCAGUGAGACGUUUCUUGCGGUAGGAGAGAGUAUCUAACAUAAUAGUAAACCUAACUACAAAAUAUAGAACACAAUUUUAUUCAUUAAUUUUUGGUUACUUAAUAAAGCCUUGACACCAUUUAAAAAGAAAUUUACAUAGAUAUACAAAAAAGUUUAAAGGCAAAUAAUUUAGUAUUGACCCCAACGGGUCAAUACUAAAUUAUAUAUAAUUAUAUAAUAUAAAAAGUCAACACUUUUCGUAUAAAUUUAAGGUACCCGUGCGAUCUUUAUCACUCUAUGGUGUAAGGUUUAUUGAACCAGUGACCGGAAUAUAUGUAUUGACCGGGAUAAAAUGUAGCCUAUAACUCCAUGCCAUAUAGUAUGUGUAUACAAAAUUUCAUAGUGGUUAAGCCGUUAAGGCAUUAACAGGUAACAGAUAAACACGCUUUUAAAUUUUUAAUAUUAGUAUGAAAGUAAGAAUGAUACAUGUCUUGAGAUUAUGUACACACAAAAAAUUGCGAUACGUCGUGGGUUACAUUUAACAUAUACAUACUACAAAGUACUAAAUUAUUCUAUGAUUUUCAUACUCCUUACACUACAUGUCGUCAUAGUCGUAGAAUACUGACGGAUCUUUAUAUGUAAUCUUUGUCAGAUCCGUCAGUAUUCUACGACUAUGACGAUGUAUGAGUAUUUUAAAUGUCUAGCAUGUGUUUAUAGCUCGCAGUCCUUCCUCAUCGAUACCUCAGAAAACGUCUCGUUUAAUGUACUAUAAUUUAUGUAUUUAUUUUUAAAGUUUAUAUUGCAUUACUAAUAUAAUAAAGGAAUUGAACGCAGUUCGUUUUUUUAUUUUAUAUAUGUAUUAUACCAAUCUACAUAUUAAAAUUCAUUAUUAUCUAUGGAAUUUAUAUUUUUAAUUUAAUUAAUAGCAAUAUAUAAUUUACUAGAUCUUAUAAUUUAUUAAUCAUUCCUAGAAUUUUAAUUUGAGGUAUUUUAUUAUUCACAACCAGUAAAAUUUACAUUUAUUAUAUAAUAAACUACUUUGCAUACUCGUUGUUAAACUGUACCGUUAAUUUUUUUUUUUGUCCUAUGAUACUGACUUGUAUUAAUUCGUUGGUCUUGACAGCUUUUCUGAACUUAUUUACAGAAUAGCUGCAGAUAUUCCUAGAAAUGCUAGAAAAUUUUUACCACAGAUAGCCCCUUCAUGUAUGAAGAUAUUUUCGAUGCUUAAAAUUAUAGAUUAGUUUUUUAUUUUAAUAUUAUUU